This is a messenger RNA of Drosophila persimilis, 741 nucleotides long. It is a transcript of the gene Cpr65Az, whose product is annotated as pupal cuticle protein 20. The transcript is spliced from 2 exons. NCBI's taxonomy places the organism in Eukaryota, Metazoa, Arthropoda, Insecta, Diptera, Drosophilidae. Gene Ontology annotation, molecular function: structural constituent of chitin-based larval cuticle. Gene Ontology annotation, cellular component: chitin-based extracellular matrix. The coding region runs from base 1 to 741 and encodes 246 amino acids. The record is from RefSeq and is a predicted model, not a curated record.
AUGAAGCUGUUCACUCUCUUGGUACUCGCUGUUUGCAUCGCCUUGGGCUGCGUUUGGGCCCAGCCUGCCGGCUAUCCAAGUGCUCGUCCUCCGGCCACCUAUCUGCCCGCCAAGCCACCAGCACCAGCUCCAAAGCCACCGCCGCCGCCCAAAACUAGCUAUGGUCCUCCGAAGCCCAAUGGAAAGCCAAAGCCACCACCGCCUCCUCCUCGACCCAGCUAUGGAGCACCACCGCCUCCAAAGAAGCCACCAGCACCGCCUAAGCCCAGUUAUGGACCGCCGCCAGCUCCACCUAACAACGGAUAUAUACCGCCAUCAAAUGGGAAUGGAGGAGGUGGGGGAGGCGGUGGCGGUGGAGGCGGAGGAGAGGAUAUACCGAUCAUCAAGCUGGAAUCCAAAGUCAACACCGAUGGUUCUUAUAAGUACGAAUACGAGACCGGGAAUGGCAUUAUAGCCGAGGAAAUGGGCUACCUGAAGAAUGCAGGCGAGGAGGGGUCCGAGGCGCAGGUGGCCGAGGGCUCGUUCUCCUACACUAGUCCCGAGGGCGAUGCCAUCUCGCUGACCUACAUUGCCGAUGAGAACGGGUUCCAGCCGAUGGGGGAUCAUCUGCCCACGCCCCCACCCAUUCCCAUCGAGAUUCAGGAAGCACUAGACCUGCUGGCUGCAGGUGGCGGCUGCCACGGAUGCGAUGACAACGAGACGGGAGGCGGCAACGACGGUGGGGGCUAUGUCUACCGCUAA